Molecule: messenger RNA, 309 nt
Organism: Meloidogyne enterolobii
Lineage: Eukaryota; Metazoa; Nematoda; Chromadorea; Rhabditida; Meloidogynidae
Source: the annotation of a GenBank genome assembly
AUGGAAGUUUUACCAGUUUAUGACGCUUUUCCUUUAACAAUUUGUUACUGUGUUGCUUUUAUUUCCAUUUCUGUUGUAAUUAAUAUUGGCACUCUUAUAUCGUACCGAAGACAUGCAAAACUAACUUCUUCAGUUAAAAACAAUCAACAAUUACGUCGAGAAAAGACGGAAUAUAAAUUGUUGUUAUAUGCUAUUUUGACAUUUGUGGGGCAUGCAGUUAUGGCUUUUGAACAAGUAAAUAGACAUUUUUUGAAAUAUUUUUUUGGAUAUUGGAAAUUUGGAAAUUUUGGAAAUUUUUGGAAUUUUUAG